AUGUCGCAGAGUCAGCUGCUGACGGACUUGGGUAAAGUACGGUGGAAUGGAAACCCUAAGGAGUAUACGGACCAGUUUGCGGCUGUAGCGGAGCGUAGUGCGGUGAUCGCCCCCGACGAACUCGCUGGCUUCCAGUGCACUGGGCUACCAACUGACCUCCAUCUUCUCAUUACAAAUAAUGGGCAGGAGAAGUAUUCCUCCUGGGGACAAGCGGCGACAGCAGCAGCGCGACUCUAUGAAACUAAGCAGACCGUACUGGAGCUACGAGAAAGAGCAAGUCGAGCCAUAAGAUCUGCAACUGAGGCAGAUGAAACACAGCGGAAGCAGGAAAUUGAGACUAAGCGUGGGAGAAACUCCGGGAAAUGCUACGGGUGUCAGGGUCGUGGACACGCGGCACGAGUUUGUCCCAGCAAAGUGGAAACUCCGGGAAAUGCUACGGGUGUCAGGGUCGUGGACACGCGGCACGAGUUUGUCCCAGCAAAGUGGAACGAACCAAGCGUCCGGUCUAGACCUCCAAGAAGUGUGGAGGUAUGGGGCACUACGCAAGAGACUGCCCCACACCGUGUCGGGCUAGAGCAGAGUCUGAAGGGAGGCCCGGACAACAGCCAACGCAUCCAAGUUCCGGCAGUUCUGGGCGUAAACGAUUGA
Messenger RNA from Eimeria mitis, 648 nucleotides. RefSeq lists its product as uncharacterized. NCBI's taxonomy places the organism in Eukaryota, Apicomplexa, Conoidasida, Eucoccidiorida, Eimeriidae. The record is from RefSeq and is a predicted model, not a curated record. Gene Ontology annotation, molecular function: zinc ion binding; nucleic acid binding.